Xenia sp. Carnegie-2017 is the source of this 1646-nucleotide messenger RNA. RefSeq names its product probable serine/threonine-protein kinase DDB_G0267686. The coding region runs from base 237 to 1631 and encodes 464 amino acids. The record is from RefSeq and is a predicted model, not a curated record. The transcript is spliced from 6 exons. Lineage: Eukaryota; Metazoa; Cnidaria; Anthozoa; Malacalcyonacea; Xeniidae.
UAAAAAUAUACAAAGCAACCAAAGCUUGGUGGUUGAAGAAAUUUGUCCAAAAAUAAACAUUAAACAAAUUCAGUCGUGGCUAUCGUAACGAUGCGUUUUACGUUAAAAAAACAUGUCCGGAAGUUUGAAAGAUAAGUUGAAAAGGAAUAGAGUUUUUUACGUGAGAAAACUGCUGAAUACUGUCAUUGAUGUUUGUGUUUUGAGUUAAAUGAUCGUUAAAAUUAUCCCUGUAAAAUAUGGAAAGAGCGGAAUCACUGAAUUAUGAUGAGAAUCUCUUACUUCGUCAAACUCAAACUGAACUUCUUGAGAAACUAAAUCGACUUCAACAAUGGCGUCAAAAACAAGAAGAAUGUUUGUUAUUGGACAAGGAAAAGCAGUUGAAUCUCCUUCGUGAUAAGGAAAGAAGACUGCAUGCCGUACAAACGUAUCAAAGAAAAAUACUGCAAAAUAAUAAUUUUAUGUUAAGAAAAACUAAUGAAUCUUCUUCAAUCAUAAAUAUUCCCACCAUUCCAAGUCAGUUGGUGCCAUCACCACAGAUUAGAUCUCCAACAGAUGGUCUUAGUAAGGAUUCUGUUUACAUUGAAAUGGCAAAUUCACCAACUAAAAAUGUAUUGUUGCCUCCUCAACUCUUUGAUAAGUCAUCUCCUGUCUGGCCCAAAAAUCAGAUGUUACUCACUCAGAAAGAACUGUUGCAACCAGCUAGUGAUGAUGACCUAUCACAGUGUACAGAGUCUGAGGUUGGCAGUGUUGGUAAAAUAGAGGGUGUACACCCUAUUUCGGACACAGCAUCAGAUGCGUCUGAUGGCAAUGAUGUUGAAGACUGGCAAAGACCUAUACUUCAUUACAAUAUUAGUAAUCGCUACAAUAAUGAUGAAGUUAUUGGCAAUAAUAAUCAAUCCAUUGGUGAAGAUAGUGGGUCAAUUGGAGAUUCAACUCAUUCUGUAGAUGAUGACAAUCAAUGUGCUGGUGAUAUCAUUUUAUUAAAUGGUGAUAAAGAUCAAAUUACUCGCAGUCAUAUACAAUGUGCUGGUGAUGAUCAAUCUAAACCAUUUGUUAAUGGAUCUCUUGGUGAUAAUUUUGAUGUCAUGGAGGUGGAUGAUGAAAAAUGUUAUUCUGUUGGCACUAAUAGUCAUAAUGACAAUAAUCAUGGUAUCAGUUACAAUUACAAUACCAAUUUUGAGAUGUUGCAAAACCAUUCUAUUCAAAUGAAACAUACUCCUUUUGAUGACAUCCCUAUUAAACCAGGGUUAGGUGAACAAGUCAAGACAUUUGAAGAGCUAUUGAGUCAAAAGCUAGUGCUAGAGAAAGAAGACGUGGUGGAGACGGAAUCGACACGGUGCGUUGAAGCUUCAAGCGUUCCGGCAAAACGAUCAUUUCUUAAAAAGGGGGAAGGAAUUGCAAGAUUUGGAAUGAAACCUAAACAAACACUAAAUCAAAAGAAAGGAAAAGAAUUACAGAGGAAAAAUAAGAAACGUAAAAUUUGUCACGCUCUCCCUGAACAAAAUCAACAACAAGAAGUCUUCCAACAACAACAACAACAACAACAACAACAAAACAACAACAAACAACAACAACAACAACAACAACAACAACAAAACAACAAAAAACAACAAACAACAAAUAAACAAUAAAUAAAUAAAUAACAA